AUGGAGCCCUGGAAGGUGCUGAACAUUGCGUUUCUGAUGAGUUCCUUGAGCUGUGUAUUGGUGGAGACUGCUGCUUCCUCGACACCACUUUCAUCUGCUAUUGGGAUGCAAGACAAAGCAGGGUCAAAACCACGCUCAAGAGAACACCACAGGUUCUGGCUUAGCAACUUCAGAGAUUACUUGUGGGAUCGCAUCAGGAGCUCUGUGCCUCCAGCUGCUAUUUUUGCUUUUCUUCCUGCCAUAGCUGUCAUGGGGGUCCUCUGCUGCCUCACUAUUCUCGUAGGUGACCCAGGCCAGUGA
Molecule: messenger RNA, 300 nt
Organism: Enhydra lutris kenyoni (northern sea otter)
Lineage: Eukaryota; Metazoa; Chordata; Mammalia; Carnivora; Mustelidae
Product: small integral membrane protein 9
Exons: 3
Coding region: 1-300 (99 amino acids)
Source: RefSeq, a predicted model, not a curated record